Messenger RNA from Cadophora gregata, 1388 nucleotides. RefSeq lists its product as uncharacterized. The record is from RefSeq and is a predicted model, not a curated record. The transcript has 2 exons. Bases 114 to 1388 code for a protein of 424 amino acids. Gene Ontology annotation, biological process: proteolysis. Lineage: Eukaryota; Fungi; Ascomycota; Leotiomycetes; Helotiales; Ploettnerulaceae. Gene Ontology annotation, molecular function: aspartic-type endopeptidase activity.
AUAGAAUAUAUAAACAACCUGUCCUUCCAUAGACUUAAUUGUGAUCAACCAGUCACUUGAGCUGAUCGUUUCCAGGGCCUAUUGCAACCUUUACACCCAGUCACUUCAAAACUAUGCGUUCUUCUCUUUCCACAACAGUCGCUCUCGGCGUCACUGGAGCUCUUGCGGUCAAAAGCACUUCCUAUCAUUACAUGCCCGUUGAGUUUGAAUAUGGCCCCGACUCCCGUGUGACAGCCGACAUCACAUUUGGCACUGCACCAGCAGCCAAGCCCGUCAGAGUAGUAAUGGAUUCUGGCAGCGCAAAUUUCUGGGUCUGGUCACCGGAUGCCACUGUGAACUGGGGAUCGCCAUAUCUAGGAGUUACAGGACCCUGCAACGCCAAGGUCCCAGUUAGCUACGACCCAGCUGUAUCGCCCAAUUCCAUACUCAGCAACCAUACUUCUGGGUAUGCCUAUGCUGGAAACGCCAAAAUCGUCAGCGGAAGUCAGUAUGCUAACGACACGAUCAUGGCAGUAGGAGGCAACGGACCCAUUCCAAAUGUUCAGUUCGCACUUGAGAAUUUUGGGCUCUUCAAGCUUGGCGACAACGGAUCUUGUGUCCCCCCGCCAUACGAUGAAGGGAUCCUGGGUUUGUCAUAUUAUAAUGCAACCAAAACAAACGGCCCUUCAUUCCGUCAGAACCUUUUUGAAAGUGGACAAAUCGCAUCAAAAACUGUUUUCAUGUGGUUUGACAAGCACCUGGGAGCCCUCGGUGACCUUACCGGAGGCAUUUUGUUUGGCGCAGUUGAUACUUCAAAAUACACCGGUCCACUGGUGGAAGUUGAGAACGUGGUUGCAGAGUACGACGUUGGCGUCUACGUCGCCAAGCCAAACAUCACCAUCGGUGGCCAGACGUUCGUCCCGGAUAACGAUUAUAAGUGCCUUGUCGACUCGGGCGCUCAUGCUGAUUACCUUCCAUUCGCUUACGGCAGUGGGCUUGAAGAACUUUUCUUUAACGCCACCGGCGGGCAACUUCUUAAUUACAAUGGCGCCGGUAUCGUUGCGUUCAACGGGAGCUGUGAAUCCAUUCCCCAAGACUUUCAUAUAAAGUAUACCUUCGCUGGUGUCUGUGGUCAGACUGUGGAUAUCAGUGUUCCGUUAAGAAAUUAUGCGAGGGGCCUCAUCGAUCCUCAAAGUACGCAGGAUAUCUGCUUGUUCAAUCUGGAGCUCGGUGGGUGUACAUUUGGUGCUCCUUUUCAGAGCGCUGCGGCUAUAUUGAUGGACGAUGAGGGAGAUCGCGUGGCGUUUGCGCAAGCGGCGAUUUCAGAGGAGGGAGAAGGUAUUGCUGACAAUUCGUUGACUGUAAUCGGUUUGGGACAGAGUGUAGCCUUUUGGGAUGGCCUGAGGUGA